Molecule: messenger RNA, 3906 nt
Organism: Penicillium hordei
Lineage: Eukaryota; Fungi; Ascomycota; Eurotiomycetes; Eurotiales; Aspergillaceae
Exons: 1
Coding region: 1-3906 (1301 amino acids)
Molecular function (GO): glycosyltransferase activity
Source: RefSeq, a predicted model, not a curated record
AUGGCCGCCUUGGAGUGCGCCAGACUGGAGGAGGGCGUCUUGCCAACUACCCUCGACAAGCUCACUAUUCGAACAGAAGAUGACGGCAACUUCACAUUAACUGCAUUGCCUGAGACUGGCUCUGUCAACACAAUCGUUGAAUCCGUCCUCGGUCACUCCGUUGAGCUCCACCGUCUUCAGGCAUCCGGAGCAGAAGGCCAAUCCGGCUGUUUCAUCUACUUUGUUCGGAACAGUAGCAACCCAGAAAAGACUGUCGCCGUCACAAAGGUAUAUCCACCAGCAUGUCUUAAAGACUUUUUCGAAGAACUCGUUGCAUACCGGAGGUUGCUAUCUCUUUCCGAUCCACCUUCUGCUGCUCGGCCCCUUGGAGUGGGGAGGACGCGCGAUGAGAGCACUGCAGAGCCUAUGGGGGUGAUUGUCUACCAGCUUGCAGAAGGUCGGGCAAUCAACACAAUCAUCCGUGACAUUGGUCGGAUCUCCAUUCUCCGAUUGAUCGCAAAGCAACCUUGUCUCGACGAAACAAGAGAACUGAUGAAUGAUAUUAUUCGCGGCGCGCUCCAUGGGAUCCCAAUCAAUCAUAAAUCAAACCAAGCCCCAUCACAGGAUAUCCCCACCGCUGAGAUUUUGGGCUAUCAAUUUAAUGGAUUGAUGACCGACUUGAUUUCCGCCGUCCAAGGAGUGGCAUUGACACUGGCCAAGCUGCACCGGGAAAAAGCCGAAUGGAGCAGCGCCAGCGAAUCUGUCGCCGACAAGGUGCGUAGCAAGUUGCAAGGUUGGGUUGAAGAGAUCCAGGGCCCAUCCCGAGGGCGGUAUGAACGCGCUAUUGGAUCAAAUAAAAUACAACAACUGGCCUCGUUGGUCGAUCGAGCGAUUGAUUACUCGCGGGAAGAAGGUGUGGCGUCACUACUGCAUGGCGAUGCCUCGCCGGGAAAUUUCUUCUGGGACCCCAUCCAAGGAAUCACCAUGAUCGACUACGGGGGACUGGCUCGCUCGAUGGAUGCGAACGGCCGACCUAUUGGGCCGGCAGAAAUGGAUGCAGCUGGGUUUCACGAACGCCUGCGGAAGUAUGCCGGGGAUUUCGGAAUGAGUGAAGCUGAUAUUGGCCAUGUUCAGGCGGAGUUCUGGAAAGCGUACCAGGCGAAUGGUAUCCCUAUCAACGAAGGGCUUGUCCGGUUGUUCAAAACACGCACGCAACUAUCUCGACUAUGGUCUGCUGUGGACAAGCAAGGUACAUCGCGCGACGAACAUAAGGCUGUGCAACUCAGCGAAAAGAUCAAAUUUGAAUGGGAACGUCUUGUCAGUAUCUCGCCGGAAAGGAUCCAACCAUGGAGAGUGCUCGUUGUUGCCAAUGCCAGCGGGCCAGGUAAAGGAGGCCUGCCUCUGUUAAACCAAGAGCUAGUCAAAGCCAUGUCGGAAAUUCCCAAUGCAUCAGUCACACUGUUUAUGGUGCAGCCUGAGAAUGAAGUCAAAACGGCAUCAUCGGGCCAUGGUCGGGCUAAAGUGGUCUGCAUUCCCUCUAGAGGAGACGAUCCAAGUGCCUUGCUCUACCAUGUAGCGAAGGUACACCAGCCAGGAGAUUAUAGUUUACCAAUUCCAGACAACCAGCAUGCAUCCCCAUUCAACCUCAUCAUUGGCCACUCACGAUACUCUAGCACCGCAGCUUCCUUGAUCCGCGAAAGAUGGUAUCCCACAGCCAAGCUCGCGCUCAUCACACACACUAGUGCGCUGCGUAAGUCCGAUUAUGCGUGGAAAUGGUACGGACAAACACGAGAGCUAGGCUAUGUUGAAGCCACUCGGUUGGCAAUGCUCGAUGAGAGGAUUCUCCCUAAAGCAGAUUUGGCAGUUGGAGUUGGGCCUGUACUAACAACUGAAGCACGUGAACGAGAGUGGAUGGGCCAAUGCAAUCGGCCACGAGCCAACAUGAUGGGUCCUCGCUUCCAUGAACUAGUUCCAGGCGUGCGCAUGGGUGAUGCUUGCACGCAGCAGCGACAGCAGCGACAGCCGAGCGACCUCUUUCGGGUCCUCCUCGCUGGUCGAGCAGACGAUCCUGCCAAAGGUUUAGAUGACGCCGUGUACGCUGUGCGUAAGAUCGCACUCUCUGGCAACGAUAUCUCUCUGGAUGUACUGGGACUUCCAGCAGAAGACGUGGAGCGCUGGCAGCAGGCCGUCGACGAUAUGACAGGCAUGUCAGAUCUUGUCAGGUUGCACCCUUUCUCUGAUGAUCCUAACGCUGUCUCACGGUUCUACUGUAACGCGGACCUGGUGAUUAUGCCAUCAAUGCACGAGGGAUUCGGGAUGAUCUUUACCGAAGUGGCCGGGCUGGGUGUUCCCAUCCUAGUAACGCAGGAAAGCGGUGCGGGCCAGCUUGCGCUUGAUGGCAGUCGCAUUCCGCCACAAAUUGGUCAGGCCUGUGUGGUGAUGGAUGAGAGCACAUAUGGAAUUGUGCCUUCACCGACAAGCCAGCGCGUAGCUGUUUGGGCUUAUCGAAUCGACCAGAUGAGAUGCUACCCGGAGCAAACGAGACGACACGCUCGCUCUCUACAGCGAAUCAUGCGGGGUUAUUCGUGGAAACACGCGGCCAAGGCUCUGCUUCGCUCCGCGAUGGAGGGCGAGGGAGAUACAGUGCAGAUGGCUCAUGGCAGUGUUGCGCCGGCAUAUUCAUCAUGUCCUCGUCCAUCACUUGGGAUGAGCGUAGUAUCGUCAAUGCGUCGAGCCGCACGGACACGAAAUCGCAGUGGAAAGCCGAACUUGAAACAGACCGAAGAUGUCAUGGAAAAUCUUCAAGAGAUAUCUCCAACUAUUUCGGCACUAGAAGAGCAUGUCUCUUCUGCCGUGGGAUCUCCUGUCAACUUACGGAGUCUAGAUCCCACUCACCCUGCUGGUUUUUCUGGUGCUAUCAUUUUCUUUGCCCAUGCCAACGAUGAAUUUGCUAACGAAGAAUCAUCGCUGGCAUCCAAUGACUCAUCCAAAGGUCGUGUGGUUGCUGUAAUUAAACUGUUCGUCCACGGCUUGGACAACGGGAUCACGGAGGAGUUGUCGAGCCUUGAAUGGCUUCUCCUGCAGACCAAGGGUGACAUCAAGACUGCCGCCCCGUUGGCCGUUGGGCGGAUGACGUGGGAUACCAAACCAGCUGGAGUGGUCACGUAUCAAGUUGCACCCGGAGUAUCCCUUUACCAGCUCAUGAUGCAGAUGGGCCGCCUACCACCAGGACCUGUGAGAAGAGAGAUGCUAUCCGUCUUCACUGCCGGUGUACAAGCAGUCGCACGUACCUUGGCCAGAUUACACACUCAUAGCGUCGAAGGGCGACCAGGCACAGAGUAUCUCGAGUGGUAUUUUACCGCGGCAACGAAGCGAGUCCAGCAAGCAUUGGUGUACAAAGACAUUAUUCGUUCCGCGGGACUCGAAGCGGACCAGCUCCCCACGAAAAUGAAUCAACUUAUUACCGACUGCAAGCGUGAUCUUGCUAGUCGUCCGCGCACCACUGUCGCGCACGGGGAUGCCCAUCCUGGAAAUUUCUUCUAUGACCACGCGACGGGACAUGUCACUAUGAUCGACACGACGACGCUGCACUGUUCUCUGGACGAGAAUGGUGAGCCGGUUGGGGUACCAGAGCGAGAUCUAGGCCAUUUCGUGCAUAUGCUGCGACGGACAGGCGAGCAGUAUGGCCUUACUCGACAGGAGAUGCAAGAGAGCACAACCGAUUUUGUGGAGGCGUAUCUUGGAAAUGCAGCGGCACCAGCCAACCUGCAAAUUAUUCGGUUCUUGAUGUCAUGUUCAGCUCUGUCAUUCUUGAAUUAUGCGGCGCAGUCAGAUCAGACAAAGGUAAAUCUGCAGGUUAAAAUUUUGCAGGAUUUAUUUCGCCUUGGAGAGGGUUGGACACAAUUGGAUGGAAUGGGAGGAUUAUAA